Molecule: messenger RNA, 1770 nt
Organism: Drosophila sulfurigaster albostrigata
Lineage: Eukaryota; Metazoa; Arthropoda; Insecta; Diptera; Drosophilidae
Product: protein PRRC2C-like
Exons: 3
Coding region: 87-1604 (505 amino acids)
Source: RefSeq, a predicted model, not a curated record
UUCAAUUGCACAUGCAAAUUUCGUGCCAAGGAAAGCUCGAUAAAUUUCUGAUUAGAAAAGAUUAAAAAGGAAAUUCGCAAUCGAAGAUGAGUGAGAGCAAGGCUAAUGUGAUUGAUGAGCACAUGUUGUUCAUGUCGUAUCUGGAGAAUAACUACGAGUUGCCAUCGGGACUCAAGAAUGACAUUAUCUAUUGCCAGCGUGCAAUGCGCGACUUUCUCAUGGUGCACACGUUGGUCUCUGAUGUGUUCACGGCGCAGGGGGAUGCGGAUCGCAUCGAAAUGCAACGCAUAUUGGAUGAAUUGGAGCAGGAGAUCUAUGAGGUCAACGCGGAGCAGACCUAUUUGAUGCUGCAGAUCGAAGAGGACUUGGACAAGUUCUACAAGUGGCUGCAGCAACUGGAUGUCGCGAUCGUUCCCGAUCUGGCCAACGCAUUCAUCUCCAGCCAGAUAGUGCCUUUGAUUGCCGAUGCCACCUACAUAAUCGCACCGAACUCGGUGAAGAUGCGCGACGAUCCGGAGACCCUCAUUCGCAGGUACUUUCUCAUUUUGGCAGACGAUGCUGCUGAGACCGCUGGCAAUGAACGAGACGGCGACGAGAUCAAUCCAAAUGAACCAUUGUCGCUGGAGAAAUUAUUUACAGAGGACGAGUUGCCACUUAAUACUGUCUCGGAGGUUAUUGAAAUGCCAUCCGAUGCUCAAGAGCUGCUCGAGAUGUUUCUUGCGCAGGACGAACUGCAGUUGUCCACUGUGAGCUCUGAGAGCGUGCCACAGCCAGAGGACGAGGAGGAGGAGGAGGAGGACAAAGAGGAGCAGGCUAUACAGCUGCCAACAGGAUAUGCAAAAGUUCCAAGUGUUGAAGAAGCUGCCGCAACAGCUUCAAUUACUGCAGCAGCUUUAGGUGUUGCACCAACUGCAGAUGGAGCAGUUUCAAAUCUUGAUGCAGCACUUCCAAUUGUGGCACCAACUCCCAUUGCUGCCUCAUCCCCAAUUCAUGCAGCAGCUUUAGGUGUUGCACCAACUGCAGAGGGCGCAGAUUCAAAUCUUGAGGAAGAUGCAGCACUUCCAAUUGUGGCACCAACUCCCAUUGCUGCCUCAUCUCCAAUUCAUGCAGCAUCUCCAAAUAUUAAAGAAGCUGCCAUAGCUCCAAUUCUUGCCCCAGUUCCAAGCGUUGCAGCAGCUUCAGUUCUUGAAUCAUCUACAGAUGCAGAUGAUGAAGAAGCUGCCGCAGCUCCAAUUGUUGCUCCAAUUCUUGCAGCUGCUCUAAGUGGUGCAUCAAAUGCACGUGCUGCAGUUGCAAGUAUUGAGAAAGCUGCCGCACUUCCAAUUGCCGCAGCAGUUCCACGUGUUGCACCAAAGGAGACGACGAGCAAGAAACGCAAUUGGAAGACAGCAGGCAAGAAAGUUGCGAAGGCGCCACCGACUGUGGCACGAAAAAAGCCUGCCACAAAGUCCAAGGCAACUGCUGGUGGAACAACUUCGAACAAGGACUCUUCAGACGGCGGACAGGAGAGUUUCCUUAAUCUCUUCGAACUUUGCACCCACGAUGUGGUGAGGAAGUUUUACCAACGUCAUUCGAAGCGCACUCGGCGCCUUAUUAUUAAGUAAUCAAAUGCAUAUGAAUUUGAGAGUAAUCUUAAGUUAUAUAGUCAGUAAAUGAACACAUGUAUGAAAUAUUAUGUGAUCAACUAUGAAUCUCUUCUUCCCACCAUUAAAAUAAACUGUUCUUCAGGAAUUCAAAGAAUCAUUUGACUUAUUAUUAUCAGCAGCAUUU